Molecule: messenger RNA, 2145 nt
Organism: Phyllopteryx taeniolatus (common seadragon)
Lineage: Eukaryota; Metazoa; Chordata; Actinopteri; Syngnathiformes; Syngnathidae
Gene: hs2st1b
Product: heparan sulfate 2-O-sulfotransferase 1b
Exons: 8
Coding region: 333-1403 (356 amino acids)
Cellular component (GO): membrane
Molecular function (GO): heparan sulfate 2-sulfotransferase activity
Source: RefSeq, a predicted model, not a curated record
UUCACACGAAGAAGAGUAAUGCGGAAAUGACGUCACAUGCGCGACUCUCUGCUCCAAGCUAACAUCCGAUCUGCAACACCAAACCAAUUGUUUAAUUCGCUUUUGGCUGCAGUUUCGUCACGUUCGUAUCAACUUCAUGUCUAAUAAAUACAUUUCGGUGGACUUUAAGCUUUCGGCCCGGUCAAAAAUGGCCGUUUGUGAACAGAAAUUUUGAUUUACGUGGUCAACGUCAGCCAGCAGUGACGGUGCCUGGGUCGGCGAGUCAUUAGCGGACCUGGCCGGGGGCUGUUUCCCUUCCUUGCCCCGGUGGUGAUGCUCGUCGUGGAUGCUUGAUGGGGCUCUUCAGGGUCAUGAUGCCGCCCAAGUUGCAGCUUUUGGCCGUGCUGACCUUCGCCGUCACUAUGCUCUUAAUCGAGAACCAGAUCCAAAGACUGGAGGAGUCCAGAGCCAAACUCGAGCGCGCCAUGGCCAGACACGAGCUGUCCGGGGCGGAGCAGCAGCGUCACGGCGAAGACGGCGGUCGCAACCUGUCGGAGGACGCCGCCGACGACACGGUGGUCAUUUACAACCGGGUGCCCAAGACGGCCAGCACGUCCUUCACCAACAUCGCCUACGACCUGUGCGCCAGGAACCGCUUCCACGUGCUGCACAUCAACACCAGCAAGAACAACCCCGUCAUGUCCCUGCAGGACCAGAUGCGUUUUGUUCACAACGUCACCUCGUGGCGAGGAAUGAAGCCCGGCUUCUACCAUGGCCACGUGGCGUACCUGGACUUCUCCAAGUACAGCGUCAAGGGCAAGCCCAUGUACAUCAACGUGGUACGAGACCCCAUCGAGCGCCUGGUGUCCUACUACUACUUCCUGCGCUUUGGAGACGACUACCGGCCGGGCCUGCGGCGGAGGAAGCAAGGCGACAAGAUGACCUUCGACGAGUGCGUGGCGUCCGGUGGCUCCGACUGCGCCCCCGAGAAACUCUGGCUGCAGAUUCCCUUCUUCUGUGGACACCAUUCAGAGUGCUGGAAUGUGGGCAGUCACUGGGCGCUGGAGCAGGCCAAGUACAACCUGGUCAACGAGUACCUGCUGGUGGGCGUGACUGAGGAGCUGGAGGACUUCAUCAUGAUCCUGGAGGCCACGCUGCCGCGCUUCUUCAAGGGCGCCACCGACCUCUACAAGACGGGUAAGAAGUCGCACCUGCGUAAGACCACCGAGAAGAAGCUUCCCACCCGGGAGACGGUGGGCAAACUACAGCAGUCCAAGAUCUGGAAGAUCGAGAACGAGUUCUACGAGUUUGCGCUGGAGCAGUUCCAGUUUGUACGGGCGCACGCCGUCCGGGAGAAGGACGGCGAGCUCAUCGUGCUGCCGCAGAGCUUCUUCUACGAGAAGAUCUACCCCAAAGCCACCUGAACGACGUUGGCGAGGACCAACACGUACAUGCUGGAUUCCACGAUUGUUUACAGGUAAUAGUGUCGGGUUUUAUUAUGGUGGGACAAAACUGGACUGUGAAACGGAAAAACGACUUUAGAGUCGACUAGCACCUUUCAAGCGCCCGCUAAGGAACUGACAAACUCAUCAAAAGUGAUGAGGAUUUGUUUUAUACGCCACAUUUCUCGAGCUUGUUUACAGAAGCGCACCUCAAAGACAGCAGUGGAAAUCUGUACGGACUGCUCUUAACGGACCAAAUAUCAGCGUAGUAAGCUCACGUAGAACCACACGGACGUCCCAAUGGUGAAUUGCACAAAUAUGUACCACGUAGGCAGAAGUAUUGAGACACGGCUCUUUCAUGCAUCAAUGGGGGCACAGGUGUUGCAUCUGUAAGCUGCUGUUGAUGAAAACCAAAACCAUUUGGUGUCUUUCAAUGAGGGAUUUAGGAGAGCUCUUAUGUCUCCACUACAUGAGGUGCGCUGCGUCCCAAUACUUGUGUUUAAGUGUCACGAUGUCAUCACUGGAGAUGGCAGCGUCCAUUUUAGAUCCAUUUUUGAGCGUGACGAUGCAAGUGUUAAGUACAGGGUCGUACAACGGAUAGUGCCUUUUUAAGAGGGUUAUGAUCAUUUAUUAUUAUUACUCUUGUGUUGGCACGCUGAAAUAUCAAUUUUGUUCGUAUUCAUCACGUCCGCUUCCAUUUCAGACAUAAACACCUACCUUGGAA